UUUUCCCCUGUGGUGUUCAGUUGGAGAGGACGAGCGCUUGGUCGACAUUUUAGCACUGCAUCAUCAAGACUGACGUGGGGAAUACGUGGGCAGAGGGUCGAGCCAUCCACUCCUACCAUAAUUAGUGACGAGUCUGACUACGUAAAACUUUGUCCGAUGACCAUGGACACAGCGGUUGCGUCAUCACAGCAGGAUGGAAGUGUUGAUUACUCUCUGUCUGAUGAAGAACCAAGUCAGAGCGAAUCCAACUCACCGACUGCUGUACUUACUCAGGUUUCCGGAACAGGAGACUCCGCUGGCAUGACAGUGGUGCAGUUACCUGUUGAGCAGACAGUUCAGGUCCAGGCUGUCAUCCAGGCUCCUCAGGCCUCUGUCAUCCAGUCACCACAGAUGCAGACUGUACAGAUCACCUCUAUAGCUGGGCUUGAAGGUGGGGAGUCGGCAGUCACAGACACACAGAAAAGAAGAGAGAUUCUCUCAAGACGCCCAUCUUAUCGAAAAAUCCUCAAUGAACUAUCAACGGAUUCCUCCUCAAUUCCAAGAAUUGAGGAGGAGAAACCUGAAGAUGAGGUUCCACCCUCCAGUGUCUCUUCAGUUCAAGUUCCAACUUCAAUCUAUCAGACCAGCUGUGGCCAAUACAUUGCCAUCACCCAGGGGGGAGCCAUCCAGAUAGCCAGCCCAGGCAGUGACGGCCUCCAGGGUGUACAGUCGCUGGCCAUGUCCAACUCUGGUACCCAGAUCCUGCAGUACGCAGCCCAGGCAGGGGACUCAGGACAGCAGUUAUUCUCUGUGCAAGGUGGCCAGAUGGUGAUACAAGCUGCCACUGGAGAUAUGCCAGCGUACCAGCUGCGUUCGCCCACUUCGGGCCUACCCCAGGGCCUGGUGAUGGCUGCGUCCCCAGGCUCCCUGUCCAUGCACAGCCCCCCGGUGCACACUGAGGAGGUCACACGCAAGAGGGAGGUCCGCCUCAUGAAGAACAGGGAGGCUGCACGGGAGUGCCGCAGGAAAAAGAAAGAGUAUGUCCGGUGUCUGGAGAAUCGUGUGGGCGUGCUGGAAAACCAAAACAAGACCCUCAUCGAGGAACUCCGAGCAUUAAAGGACAUUUACUGCCACAAGAACGAGUAGCUCAGUAGCUGUACUCAGCCUUGUGCCAGGAGAGAGAGAUCCUACUAAAAUGGCUCAUAUAGUUCCGUUUACAGACUGACUGCUCUAAAAGACUGGAACAAAAACUACUUUCACUGUCUACUCCGCUUUUUCAGGCCCAGUCACUUUGAUACUGCAUCAGAGGUUGUCAGGCGGCCAUAGGCUUGUGCUCUCCGGGCACAAGUCAAGUCUUGCUCUGGCCCAGGGCCCCUGUCUGUCCUCACUCAUGCGCUUGCAAGUGAAUACACAAGUGUCGCCCAGCCGCGUUUUGCUUUUGCUAUUUUCAGUGAGGCAACCAAUGAGAAGCCAGCCUGCAGAGGAAAAGGAAGUACAUGUGCUUCCUGAAGGCACACCGCUCACCACCACUGACUCACCACAGUGGAGGAGCAAAAGCUAAAGACCUGCGUUAGAGCCUCAUUAUCAGCCAGCAAGUUUGUGCAAGCAGACUCACCAGCAAGCCAACCUACCUUAGCCUAAGUGCCAGUCUGUUUAUGCUAUCAUGCCAACUCCUUGUUACUUAUUGUCAUGUUUGGCUUGACAAUGAAACCAAUCAAGUUGGCAAGAGCACCAAUAGAUCUAGGAGAAGGCUAAACCUACCCAUCUUUACUUUUCACUGCUAGCUAGAGUUGUUCUUAUAUUUCUAUUCUCAUCUUGGCUUUUGUCAACAUUUCUUUGUGAAAUGAGAUGAACCUCUUCUUUCAGGACGAAGUGUGUGGACGAGUGAAUACACUUUAUACAUCAUUGAAGUUUUGGAAUGCUGUAUUUGGCCAUUUGAGUCCAUUCAAAAAUGUUUAUGACUUAAAGGUCCAAUGCAACCGUUUUUAUCUCCAUAGCAACUAUUUCCUGGGCUACAAUAAAGUACCUUACUGUGAUUGUUUUCAAUUAAAGUGGUCAAAAAUAAACCAAAA
Messenger RNA from Oncorhynchus gorbuscha (pink salmon), 2051 nucleotides. Its product is annotated as cAMP-responsive element modulator-like. The transcript is spliced from 8 exons. Gene Ontology annotation, cellular component: nucleus; ATF4-CREB1 transcription factor complex. Gene Ontology annotation, molecular function: DNA-binding transcription factor activity, RNA polymerase II-specific; RNA polymerase II cis-regulatory region sequence-specific DNA binding; protein binding. The record is from RefSeq and is a predicted model, not a curated record. NCBI's taxonomy places the organism in Eukaryota, Metazoa, Chordata, Actinopteri, Salmoniformes, Salmonidae. Gene Ontology annotation, biological process: regulation of transcription by RNA polymerase II. The coding region runs from base 157 to 1125 and encodes 322 amino acids.